AUGAGCCCGAGGUUUGUUCCCCAAACGGAUGUGUCCAAUGCAACAGUCAAUGGACUCGCAGUCGUUUCUAUAAAUGUUGUUUUGGAAGUUAAUUGUCCUUCAGGAUCAGUGCCUAUUCGAAGGAUAACGAAGGAGCAAAAAAUCCGAGCUAAAGCCAGCUUCAGGAAACAUGUUCGAGGUUCUUAUCCUGUAAAUGAUGGUGGCCCGGAAGGAAUUGCUACAGCUCAAAAAACGGCUACUGUGUACCAUGGCGCAGCAGGAUUUAUCACUAUAAGCAAUCCAACGGCUGGACCUGGGCAAUUUAGUGCAUCUGUGAUUUCAAUUGAAGCUGGUCCUCCCGAACAGUUUGGGGUAAUUAGGAUUGGCUGGAUGGUUAACAUGGAUCUCUACAUGGACAAUCGCACUCGACUAUACACAAUUUGGGGUCAAGUGAUCAACGGAGAGAUCCAUGGCUGCUACAACACAUAUUGUUCUGGUUUCGUCCACACAAAUCCCAGAAUCCCACUUGAUAUGGUCCUGGAGCCAGUUUCGGUCAUUCGUGGACAGCAAUACUAUGUCAAACUUGCAGUAACUCAGGAUAAAUCAACAGGGAAUUGGUUGCUCUGGUAUGGAGAAAAUGGUGAACAAGUUGGGUACUGGCCAAGCAAAAUAUUCAUCAAUCUGAAGGACGGUGCAGAUGUUCUUCGAUGGGGAGGAAUGGUUGAUAGUAGCACACCACAAGUACCACAAAUGGGAAAUGGUGACAAUGGUGAAAUCCAUAGCUCUAAAGUUAUGCGUGUUGCUCUUACAUAUGAAUCUCAACCAUCUUUAAAUGGCACCGUCGAUGUACCAAUAGAAGUUUGGAAAACGAAAUGCUACAAAUCUGGAGAUAAUUCAUACAAGGGUGAGUACUGGGGAUAUAGUUUUUAUUUUGGAGGUGAAGGAGGAGAUGUAAGCAGGUGCUCGAAUUAA
This is a messenger RNA of Dovyalis caffra, 951 nucleotides long. Lineage: Eukaryota; Viridiplantae; Streptophyta; Magnoliopsida; Malpighiales; Salicaceae. The record is from the annotation of a GenBank genome assembly.